AAAGCCCCAGGUCCUCCCGGCCUUCCAGGCUCCCCAGGCCCUCCAGGUCUUAAUGGAUCUAAAGGUGACACAGGUCCACAGGGAGCUAAAGGUGCACAGGGAAACCAAGGUAUUCCGGGCAAUAAAGGAGAACCUGGUCUCAAAGGUGAUGCUGGCAUAAACGGUACGAAUGGUGUCAAUGGAUCUAAAGGUGAUCAGGGUCCUCGAGGGGAGAAGGGAGAUCCUGGAGUGAAAGGUGACGCAGGCGCAAAUGGUACUGAUGGUGCUGCUGGACAAAAGGGUCAUACAGGUGUUCAGGGUGACAAAGGAGAACCAGGGGCUCAAGGACCAAAAGGAGAUAUCGGAAAAAUAGGACCACAAGGACCUCAAGGAGCUGGAAAUUUAAGCCUGUGCACCUAUAAGGAAAUUCAAGGCAAUACGACUACGCCUACUGCGUCUGCAAUUGCUGAAGCUGAAAUAACAGAAGCACUGGUAAGUAGGCUUUUUUUGUGUGUUUCUUCCAUUUCAUUUCUAGCCCCUCCCGAGUAUGUGGCAUGGUGGCCAUGUAUGUGUCGUGUAGAGUUUAAAAAAGCCCAUAAGCAAUAUUUACUACAAUAUCUGUCUCUCAAAUGCAAUUUUGUAACAAAGAUUAAGAAAACAACAACAUCAAAAGAUAAAAACGUCCAUCACGACCACAGAUCGUCGGCAUGGGGUAAAAAUAUACUUGGACUUUGGUUAUUGUUAGCAGUGCAUAAAUUUUAUAGUUUUGGCUUUCAUACUUGAUCUAUUUUCGGCAACGGUACCUUUAACGAAGUUAGUAAGAUGGCGCUUUAUUUCAGCUUUUUACAGAAUUAGGAAGGUUAAAUUUCACCUGAAUGAUAAAAGUGCAGGUUACAGUGUACUAUUAAAGGCUUAGCUUAGCACGUGACUUGUUUUACUUCGUACGUUUAACAGGGUUCUCUUCGGGCAAUUUUCCUUUGCGUUGACUUCUCUUCAAUUAUCUAAGCCUCUAAAACAUUUAAUGGCUAAGAGCAAUCCGAUUGGAGAUGAACUGUUUACAAUUCAAGUUUUUAAUAUCUUAUUGUUGUUCCGUCACACAGGACCGAAGAAUUCUGGGCGUUUCCUGCUCUACAAACAACGCUGCAGAGUAUAAUCUCCAAACAAUUCAAAGCGGAUUACAGAAUAAAUAUCUUUGCACGUGCAGGGGACAGUCAUCCUUAUUUUUUGCUAUUCCGAUGUGGUGCAAGAUUCAUUACUGGGAAUGUCCAUUAACAACGUAA
Porites lobata is the source of this 1259-nucleotide messenger RNA. The record is from the annotation of a GenBank genome assembly. NCBI's taxonomy places the organism in Eukaryota, Metazoa, Cnidaria, Anthozoa, Scleractinia, Poritidae.